CGGACUGUCGGUGGAUUGACCGUACACAACGUCAAAGGAAGAAUCCCAUUGCCUGAAAUCGCUUCUAAAUUUGCUGUUUCGUCCGUCUCAGAUCACUUCUUUUUCCCAAUUUGUGCCGCAAGGGACUACUGAGUGUCCUGUCCGUAUUUCACUUGCAAACUGGAUUCGAGCGCGGAAACCAUGUCAGAGAAAUCAAAAGGUGACACGUCGCGUAUCGUGAACAAUCCACUUUUAAGUGCCUCCGUCACUGGUCUUACAUUCGACGAUUUCCCUUCGGCGCCUCUUCUUUUACCGGCCGCUCCGCCUAUCGAACGAUCACCUCCGCCUGUGCUGGAUUUGAAUUCCGAUACAAAAGAGCCCGCGCCCGGACAAAGUUUAGACAGCGAUUCUGACGUAUUCAGUGAGAUUAAUUUGAACGCUACUGCGGACGAAGACUACAGUAGUCAACCAGGUCCAACAAGUUUUGUUUCGCCUCUAGAGGAAAAUCCAGCUGUUUCCGAUUCGUCGCUUCUGUCGCAGGCAGCUUCGUCGUUUUCUCAAUUGCCAUCUGUCGCAUCGACUGUAUUUUCGACUUUCUCGAAAGUUAUCAAAGAUUACUCGCCAACGAAUCAAGACCACGACGACUUUGGCGAUAUUAAAACAGAACAGCCAACACUUGCAACAUUUGAUAAUAUUUAUGCUCCAGAACCAUAUGACACUAAUAGCAAUUUAACUUCAAAAUUACCUGAACAACCGCCACCAGAACCACCAAAGUUCUAUUCACCAACAGAAUUUUCACCACAACAGCCAGCAGCAAAUACACAAAGUACAGGACAAAAUACAUACCGAUUGAGUGCCAAAAAGAAAACAUACGCGCCAAUUCCUGGCCUUUCGGCAAACAUACAUCAACCUGCGGCCACAAGCUUAGCUGCUUCGGGACCAUCAAUUCCACCGCUGCCGCCAGCUCCACAAUCGAAUAACACAUUUCCCCCUCAGCCACAAACGAGCGAAGUCGAUUAUUCAUCUAUUCCUGAACAAAGCAAUUUUACGCAAAGUGGACCAGUUUUUAACUUACAAGCCUCUUCUUCGAAUUUACAACAACAAUUUAGUCAACCUGCACCCAUUGAAAAUAAAAAGGAAGAGCGUCGUGGGCUGUUUUCGUUAACUAAUGUUGUUGCCCCUGUUUGGCAGAAUUUAUCCGGGCUUGUAGGUCGUAGUAAUAAUCAAGAAAAUCAGACAGCCAGUAAUUCGAGUUUCCAUACAACUUAUGGAUCUAGUUCGCAUUCAGAGCAAAUAAGUACAGCUCAAUAUUUUUCUCCUGAGGGUUCUUUUGUUGGUGUUGUACAAACACCACCGAUAGUUCCACAAUCAGCCAACAAUCAGCUGUCAUCUACAUCGCAAUAUUUUGGAGGCAUUCAAAGUGCGCCCUUGCAACCUCCUAGCUCAAUUCCCGCUCUUGGUAUACCUCUAGUUAGCCCAUUCCUAAAUCCAAGCCAAACGCCACCAAUAGCUCAACAACCAGUAACAUCGAAUCCACCAAAUCCUACGCCGACUCCUCAAACGUUUCUAAAUCCAAGUCAGACACCUCCAAUAGCUCCGCAACCAAUAACAUCGAAUCCACCAAAACCUACGCCGACUCCUCCAACAAACUUUGUUCCUGGAGCGCAAGUGUUGUCUGCUUCGCCACAGGGCACUCCGCCUCUGUCUAAGUCAGCUACACCGCCAGUAAUCCCUCUAGCUAAUCUCAGUUUGAGUAGCCAACCGACUGUUCCUGGCCAAGCAAACCCACCUUUGCCGCAAGCUCCUCCUGCAGGAUCGGGGAAUACAUUCAGGCUUCAAAAAGGAACACGGCACUAUCGCACUCCACUAGGGAUACCAACUAAUCCAGCUGCUCCAUCAAACUUCCUACAACCAAACGUUACCAACUAUACACAGCCAAUUGUAAAUCAACCAUCGGUCCCAUUCAGUACAACUUUACCUGGAGUAACAACUCAUCAACAGGGACCACCAUCUAGUGCAUCCUUUUUUAAUCCUAUUGUAAGUGCAUCCACUGUUGAACAGACAACAUUUGCAGCAGUUGCACCUCCGCCAAGCAUAAUCAAUCAAACCGGAUACACUCAGCAGCCGAUCGUUAAAGAGCAACUUCCGCCAAUUCCACUUGUUCCAACACCUGGAAACUUUACUCAAACCGAAGGACCUAAAGCACAAUCUAUUCCACUUUCAAAUAUCCAACCAAUUGACAACAGCCAUCAAGCAGCGCCGCUGCAAAGCUUUUUCCCUCCUCAACCAAACCCACCACUGAAUAUCACAUCAAGCUUCAAUCAGUUCGCACCACCAACUGCUAGUCCUGCAGUCGAAAAAAGUGUUCUAAACCCAAUUCAGAAGGAGAUUGAGGAAAGUAAACCAGAAUCGGAUUUAAAAAUCGUUGAAAACACGAACUUUGGUCAUCAACUCAAUACUAGCACAGAUAAAGCGGAUAUUUCAAAGGGUGCUGAAAAACAUUUAGAAGAAACUGUUUUAACGCCGUGUCAACCGCACGACGAGGUUGGAAAGCCUUCUGAUUACACAAUCCAACAACAAAAAGUAGAAGAAAAAGAUUUUGGAUCAAUUCCUGCUCCUUCUGUACCUCCAUUCACAUCUAAAGAAGAAUCUGUUCAAGAACCAAUUGAAUCAGGUGAAACCUCAAAUUUUGGACAUCAAAUUAAUUCAUCGCACUUUGUAUCCAACGUUUUCGAAUCGACACUUCCGGCUAAAACUCAAAAUUUAGAUUUCGGACAGGUCAGCGAAUCAAGCCUACCACCAAAGGUUGACGUUAAACCAAUUCCAGACAAACCUCAAUUUGCAGAAACUGUCAAUCCUACUCCUCAGCCAUUUACCCUAACUAAUUAUUUCGCAGCUCAACCAGAUUCGAAUCUAGCUCCUUUCAGCGAGCAUGCAAUAGAUGCUAACGCAAACAAAUCGAUCAAUCAACUAACAUCAGCACCGAAAACAGAAAGUUCGUUGCAGGGUGGGUACCAGCCAGCAGCAGUAAACUUCUUCUCCCAAACCUUCCAAGUCGGGGACAGUCAGAAUAAUAACGCUUCUCAAUUCGCAUCGAAUCUGCCCGACCCUCUUUCAUUCUUUGAUUCAUUCCAACAGUCGGCUCCGAGUUCCACGCCAGUCCCCCAGUCAAACCAAGUCGACGACGAAUUAAACUCAAAUCUGACCGUUGACGCAAAGACCGAAAUCGAUACAAGUUUCCAAAUCCAAAAUUUUUUCAACAAUCCCCCACAGAACCUUAACCAGUCGGCUAGUGACUUAAAUUAUAAACUGGUCGGAAGUAACUUGAUUAAAAACAAGUACGUUGACAACUUGUCAUCAACAAGUCGGCCAAUAUCGCCGCAAUCUAAUGUUGUUGAGCCACCAUCGUCAGCCUGCUCGGAAUUUUCAGCUGAUACAACGUCGAAUCAGAACACUCUAAAUUUGAGUAAAUUGACAAAUGUUGACUUUGCAGACGGUUUUAAAUUAGAGUAUACCGACGAUCUAGAUCCAGAAAUAAUGGCACUAAUGGCCAACAACAAAGCAAAUUCAACGGCAAAUGCUGUAUAUCAACCAGCUGUGAAGCAUUGGUUCUACAAAAAGAAAGUGGAUGAUAAAUUCAUCUGGACACCCUUCACCCAUCAUGAUUCUGCACUCAUCGAAGCACACUUCAGUGAUCCAAAUGUCCCGAAAAUUGUAGCUGUAGAAGGUGGAAGAUAUGAUGUUAACAUUGACGAAAGACUUCGUGUACCAAUAUUCUGGUCCGGCGAAGCAACAGAAGUGCGUCGUUGCUCCUGGUUCUACAAGGCAGUCGAUUCUCGAUAUGUCCCAUACGAGGAGCCUAUUGCCGACCAGUUGGAAACCGAAUACGAAGAAGCUUGCAGCACAGGUGAAUGGCAUCGCAAAAUUCCACUACCCACAGGGGAAACGGUUGUAAUCCACGGAGCAACAGUAUUGGUACAAUUCCUUCAAACACAAUCUACCGACUCCUGGGGUGCGACGACUCAAACAACAAGUCGGCCACGCAUUGUAAAACGCGAUUUAGAAGACUUCAACAUCGAAACGGGUGAAUCGAACAAAGUCGAUCACCUGCUUUUCAUGGUCCAUGGAAUUGGAUCAGUUUGUGACUUAAAAUUCAGAACAGUGGAAGAAGUCGUUGACGAGUUUCGAAAUAUCGCAACACAAUUGAUUCAGUCGCACUAUAAAAAUUCUUGUGAAAGUGGGCGUGUCGGCCGGGUCGAAGUACUCCCCGUAUCAUGGCACAGCGAACUACACUCCGAGGAAUCUGGAAUCGAUGAAAAGCUGAAAGCAAUUACUCUAGAGUCUAUUCCGAAAUUACGCAAUUUCGCAAAUGACACGCUUCUUGACAUACUAUUUUACACAAGUCCAAUAUUCUGUCAGAGUAUAAUGGACACCGUUGCUGGGACCAUGAACAAAGUUUACUUAAAGUAUUGUCAACGAAAUCCAACAUUCAAUGGAGGAGUUUCGCUGGCUGGUCAUAGUUUAGGAUCGCUUAUCCUUUUCGAUUUGCUAUGUCAUCAAAAACCGCUUGAAAACUCAUUUAUACAAAAUUCCGAAAAUCCAGAUCAGCCUAUUGAACCUCUGCAGAUUCGGGCGCCGGCUGAUGAAACGGAUAUGACCUCGAAACAGAUUAGCUACACCAUUGGCCCGGCAGGUACCGGUCAAGCGUACAUCAGUUAUCCACAACUAGUCUUCCAACCCAAGAAAUUCUUCGCUCUUGGUUCACCUAUCGGUAUGUUCGUAACCAUCCGUGGGAUCGAUCGCCUGGGCUUAGAGUUCAAAUUACCGACAUGCCCAGGUUUCUAUAAUAUCUUCCACCCUUACGAUCCCGUCGCUUAUCGCAUUGAAGCCCUUGUGAAUACUGAUCUAAGCACAGUCCGGCCAGUGCUUGUACCCCAUCAUAAAGGCCGUAAACGUAUGCACUUGGAGUUAAGGGAGACAAUGACCCGCGUGGGAGCUGAUAUUAAGCAAAAAAUUGUGGAUACUUUUAAAAAUACUAUGGACACCGUUUAUCAACUAACGGCAAAACAGAAAACUUCGCCAGACCCUGAGGAAAUUGAAAAAGAAGUUGAUAAGGUAUGGCUUCUACUUUCAACUGGUAUUCUCUUUGCUCAUCUCAUCCUAAUAUCUCUCCAGGUCCUUGAAAUGCAGUUGAAAAUUGACAAAGAGCCGCGAUCUCGGACCAACUCAAGUCAGUCGGAUGUGGACACCGGUGAAGUAGACCUACCCCUAGGCAAAUUGAAUGAAGGGAAACGAAUCGAUCAUGUGCUACAGGAAGCUCCGUUAGAGUUCUUCAACGAAUACUUGUUCGCUUUAACAAGUCACGUAUGUUAUUGGGAAUCGGCGGACACAAUACUUUUCAUCAUGAAGGAAAUAUAUUCAUCGUUGGAUGUUAAAACCGAUAGCCAAGUACCGCAACAGAGUAUGACAAUCGAACGGCCACAAUCUAGCUCCUCCCGUUCGUCACGGGAUUAUAGUGCGAACGUGGAACAUAACUAACUCGGACAAGAAAGUACUAACCACGGGGAGAUACUGGAAUGACAUAAUCAAACUUUGUAUUACACACACUUGCGACGAUAUGAUAUCAGUAAUUUUUGCUAGUACUUUUAAUAUAUAAACGAUUAUUUUGCUCUGUUCUGGGUUUUUUAUUUAUUAAAAUUGUUGUAAUAAAAUCUUUUUGAAAUGUGCAA
Messenger RNA from Hermetia illucens (black soldier fly), 5708 nucleotides. RefSeq names its product mucin-17 (gene PAPLA1). Gene Ontology annotation, molecular function: metal ion binding. NCBI's taxonomy places the organism in Eukaryota, Metazoa, Arthropoda, Insecta, Diptera, Stratiomyidae. The transcript is spliced from 11 exons. Bases 181 to 5517 code for a protein of 1778 amino acids. The record is from RefSeq and is a predicted model, not a curated record. Gene Ontology annotation, cellular component: COPII-coated ER to Golgi transport vesicle.